AUGCCCUAAUCCUUGGGAGCCAGAGGAAAUCAGUCAUAAAGUUUUGGGAUGUAGAGAGGUUUUGAUCACUUUGAGUCAGUUACCCCUAAGAAAACUGAUUGCAUAAUUCUGUAAAACCUUCAUUAACUUUUAGGGCUCAGCACCAAGCUAAUCUUCGUAAGCUAAGUAGCCUCACAUUUCACUAUUUCACUUGGUUCAGUUACAAUGGUCGGUUGCUGGAAGUCAAAAUUGACUUGAUAUCAUUUAAUCAGUGAAAAUAUUUUGCAAACGCUUUACGUAGUAGAGACGGGCCAAGCGUGUUUUUCUGCCUCUUAUCUGGAGAUGGCGAUCAGGUAGACAACAUCUGUGUCUGAAAAGUGCACAAUACAGAAUAAAGGAGUUAAAACCAUCGAGCACCGUAUUGCUAGAAAGGAUGGUAUGAGAGGAGAAGCGCAGAGGAACUUCCUCUUCCGGAUGACUCAUGGGAGGAAGGUGGUCGGCCGAGUGUCUUCCUAGGGGCGACGCAGCAGCUGGCGGGGAUAUGUCUGGAAUUAUAUAAUCUAUCCCAGCACUUCAAUAUAUAAUUGAUGAUACUCCUUUGCAUUGCUAAGAACUUGUGAUUGACCCAACUAAACAACUGAAUUUGAUUGAAUGGUUAUUUGAAUAUGGAUCUCAGUAGUCUUCCAUGUGUCAAAUGAAUCAUAAAUAACACAAAGAGGAUGACAAUAAGAGCACCUGGGACAACUGUAAAUAGCAAGCAACAUUGAAAAAGGAAGAAGAUCAAGCUAGAAAUCAAAAUAUUUUCCAUUUCCUUCAUAAUAACACACAGUUCUCAUCCUCCUCAAACAACUUAGACAAAAGAGAUAAAAUCAAGAAAGAUUUCAAGCUUGAAUAAGCAGAUUAUGCACAACUCAAGGAUACAUUACAUGAAGUCAAGGGAGAUUAUUUUUUAUUCAGCAAAAGAGGGAAAUAUUUAGAAGUCACUUGGGCAGAAACCGUCAAUAGUAAAGCCACAUUAGAGCAGACAGGAAUGCAGGCCACAACCUGUGAGGAAGAAAACAGCUUGAAUGAAAACAUCACUAAACAAAGUAUUGUCCAUAUUUUUUACCUCAAGAAUAUCAGCUGUGGAAAAGCUCCAUAGAUUUGCCUAUUAUGGGAAAAGCACAGAUUGCAAAUCACAGCUGAUUAUGCAAAAGAGGAGCCAGACAGGAAAAAAGCUAUGCAAAUUAUCUCAAUUUAGCAAAAACUGGUCAAAACACCUCCUUUGUGGUUCAUGGAAGCAACCACACAAGAGGGAAGCCAUAAAAGUGCUCCCAAUGUAGUAAAUGCUUUAGUGAGCAUGGCAACAUGGUGAUACUUCAGUAGACUCACAGCAGGGAGAAAAUGUAUCACUGUGCAGAUUGUGUAAAAGUUUCAUUAGAAAUUCCCAGGUCAUGAGACACUAAAGGACACACACACACACACAAGACAUUUGAAUAUCCUUUCUGUGGGAAAAGUUUCAGUGAGAAUGCCAGCCUGGUGAAGCACCUGAGGACUCACACAGGAGUGUGAAAACCUUUGAAUGUCCUGAGCGGAAAAAGUUUCAGUCUCAAUUCCAGUCUGGUGAUGCAUCAGUGGGUUGACUCCAGGGAGAAACUGUAUGAGUGUCUAGAUUGUGGGAAAAAGUUUCAGUCAGAAUUCUAGCCUCAUGAUACACAAGAGGACUCGCAUAGGAGAAAAAUUAUUUGAAUGUCCUGAUUGUGGGAAAACUUUCAGUUGGAAUUCCAAUUUGGUGAUAUACCAGAGGAGUCUCAAACGAGAAAAACCCUUUCGAUGUCCUGACGGAGAAAUUCCAAUCAGAAUUCCAGCCUGGUAAUACAUCAGAGGAUUAACUCCAUGGAAAAACCUUAUAAAUGUCAAGAUUGUGGAAAAGGUUUUAUUACAAAUUCCCGCUUUAUUAUACACCAGAGGACUCACACUGGAGAGAAACCCUUUGAAUGUCCUGUCUGUGGGAAAAGUUUCAGUCAGAAUGCCAACCUUGUGAGUCACCAGAGAACCCACACAGGAGAGAAACACUUUGAAUGUCUUAUCUGUGGGAAAAGUUUCAGUCGGAAUUCCUACCUGGUAAUACACCAGAGGAUUCACACAGGAGACAAAAUGUUUGAAUGUCCUCUCUGUGGAAAAGGCUUUGGUCAGAAUUCCCACCUCAUGAGACACCAGAGUACUCACACAGGAGAGAAACCCUUUGAAUGUCCUGACUGCAGAAAAGGUUUUAGUCAGAAUUCUGACCUCAUCAGACACCAGAGAACUCACACAGGAGAGAAACCCAUUGAAUGUCCUGUCUGUGGGAAAAAUUUCAGUCAGAAUUCCUACCUGAUAAUACACCAGAGGACUCACACUGGAGAGAAACCCUUUGAGUGUCCUAUCUGUGGGAAAAGUUUCAUUGAGAAUUCCAGCCUGGUAAUACACCAGAGGACUCACACAGGAGAGAAACCCUUUGAAUGUCCUGACUGUGGGAAACGUUACAGUCAGAAUUCCCACCUGGUGCUACACCAAAGGACUCACAUCGUGGAGAAAUCUUUCAAUUGUCCAGUCUGUAGACUUUGUUUCAAGCAUAAAUCAUCCUUUAUUGCACACAAGGUAAUCCAUAUGAGGAAAAAGUAGAUGAGUUUGGAGAAUGCUGGAAUUUCAUUUGUGAUCUCCCUUUGAAACUGUAGAUGAGAAAUUGAUAGCUUGAAUUGUUUGAAAAUUUGUUCACCCUAAUCUAGUAAAUCUUCAGAAGUAAUUUAAUAUAUAAUGACAUUUUGAAUGUGGAAGGGGAACUAAAAACUAAACAAGAACUACAGAAACAGGGUAUUGAUUCAUCGUGGUGGCCACAUAUGCAAAUGCAAUCAAGAUAUGAGAAAGAUGUUAAGAUAUAUGACUUUUAUAAAGAGAAAACAACUUUUGAUCAAAUACUGUCAGCUGUGGAUGAAAAGUUAAUCAAAUUAUAUAAUUUUUAUUAAGCUUAAAAUUGAAGAUGAACAGGUAAAAGAGACAAUGACAGUUUGGGCAAAAUUUUUUGAAUAUACCAUAGCAUAACACAAUCGGCAAAGACUCUGGGGAGAAAAACUAUAAAUUGUUGAUGGCAACUAUGUAGAAGGAAAAUCUGUAUAAAAUGUUCUAUAGAUGGCACCACCAGCAAGGCUAGCAAAAAUGUUUAAAAACAUGUCCACCAAAUGUUAGAAAUAUAAUCAAAUACCAGGCACAAAUAAUCACAUGUGGUGGACAUGUCCAAAGGCAAAAAAAAA
This is a messenger RNA of Pseudonaja textilis, 3248 nucleotides long. NCBI's taxonomy places the organism in Eukaryota, Metazoa, Chordata, Lepidosauria, Squamata, Elapidae. The record is from RefSeq and is a predicted model, not a curated record.